AGACAUAAAUGUUUGGGCUCUGUGUUGACUGUCACCACCAUCACCACCACCACCACCACCAUCAAACAAACAACUCAAAUCUCUCUCUCAACAAAUCAAAUUCACAUAACAACCAUUUCUCCAACCUCAUAUACUACUAUUGCUACAGAUCCAUUUCAACUUCGCUCAUGGAUCCCCCACAACUACUCUUUCAUUUCUACAAUUUCUUUACCCGAUCGAUGAGCUAUUAAUUUCUUCCAUCAAGUGGAGAAGGUGAGUUCAAAAGGGAUUUUUUUCAUUUCCGUUUUUAGCUGAUGGCGUCUGUAAGCGUAGUACCUGCUUCUGGAUUAAGAGACCCUAGUGGACAUACAGUUGGUGUUGAUAGGCUGCCGGAGGAGAUGAAUGACAUGAAAAUUAGGGAUGACAAGGAAAUGGAAGCAACUAUUGUUGACGGUAAUGGGACAGAAACAGGUCAUAUAAUUGUCACCACUAUCGGGGGUAAAAAUGGCCAGCCAAAGCAGACUAUAAGCUACAUGGCUGAGCGUGUUGUUGGGCAUGGAUCUUUUGGAGUAGUUUUCCAGGCCAAGUGCUUAGAGACUGGUGAAACUGUUGCUAUAAAGAAGGUUCUUCAAGACAAGAGGUACAAGAACCGGGAGCUACAAACAAUGCGUCUUCUGGACCACCCAAAUGUUGUUUGCCUGAAGCACUGUUUCUUUUCGACAACUGAAAAGGAUGAACUAUAUCUAAACCUAGUUCUUGAGUAUGUGCCAGAGACUGUACAUCGGGUGAUCAAACACCAUUAUAAGAUGAAUCAAAGGAUGCCCCUGAUAUAUGUGAAACUUUACUUUUACCAAAUCUGUAGAGCACUAGCUUACAUUCAUAACACAAUUGGAGUGUGCCACAGGGACAUAAAGCCACAAAAUUUGCUGGUCAAUCCACAUACCCACCAGCUGAAAUUAUGUGACUUUGGAAGUGCAAAAGUCUUGGUUAAAGGGGAACCAAACAUUUCUUACAUAUGUUCUCGAUACUAUCGAGCACCUGAACUUAUAUUUGGUGCAACCGAGUACACCACAGCAAUUGAUAUAUGGUCUGCUGGCUGUGUUUUGGCCGAACUACUCCUUGGACAGCCCCUUUUCCCUGGUGAGAGUGGCGUAGACCAGCUUGUUGAAAUUAUCAAGGUAUUAGGGACCCCAACUAGGGAAGAGAUAAAGUGCAUGAAUCCUAACUACACAGAGUUUAAAUUUCCCCAAAUCAAAGCUCACCCAUGGCACAAGAUAUUCCACAAGCGCAUGCCCCCAGAAGCUGUGGAUCUUGUCUCUAGACUACUGCAAUAUUCUCCCAACCUCCGAAGCACAGCGCUGGAAGCUCUGAUUCAUCCCUUCUUUGAUGAGCUACGUGAUCCUAACGCCCGCCUUCCUAAUGGACGCUUUCUUCCUCCAUUAUUUAACUUUAAGCCUCAUGAACUGAAGUCGGUGCCCGCAGAGAUGCUGUUGAAGCUAAUCCCUGAGCAUGCAAGAAAGCAGUGUGCCUUCCUUGGAUUGUGAAAAGGUUGUCUGUAGUUUAUGCCUGCUCCUUGCAGAAAGAAAAUAUGGUCCGGUGUAGAGAUGUAGCUAGUGGCCUGUUUUAAAUGAAAUGAUACAUGGAAGCUGUGUUAUUUGUUUUGUAUCUCCUAUGUUCAUUUGUUCCCUUUAUUGAUUUUUUCUUUUUAGCAUUUAUUGGUAUCUUUGUUUGUAGAAAGCAGAUAGAGAAGGUUCUGCUUAAGAUUUGAGAUAAGACAACGGGUAAGCUGACCCAUAUUUUCAGUUGACAGACGGAUUGUAAUGACUUGUUGGAAGCAGAGUUAUUUUUCCUUGAGUUGAACAAUUAUUAGAUGGUA
Messenger RNA from Pistacia vera, 1855 nucleotides. Its product is annotated as shaggy-related protein kinase alpha-like. The record is from RefSeq and is a predicted model, not a curated record. Gene Ontology annotation, biological process: protein phosphorylation; signal transduction. Bases 294 to 1523 code for a protein of 409 amino acids. NCBI's taxonomy places the organism in Eukaryota, Viridiplantae, Streptophyta, Magnoliopsida, Sapindales, Anacardiaceae. The transcript has 13 exons. Gene Ontology annotation, cellular component: cytoplasm. Gene Ontology annotation, molecular function: ATP binding; protein serine/threonine kinase activity.